AUGGGUACUUGGAUCGGACAUGUUUCAGCUGGUAUGUUUUUUAUUUUAUUUGCUAUAUGGUGGCAUAUAAAUAAUUGUAUACGUUAUUUAAAAUCAUUAACUAAUGAAACCAAUGAAAAACAACAAGUUAAAUUUCGAGGUUCAACAACAUAUUCAUGUAAUUGUUUGCCAAGUAAAAUUCUUCGUCAAUUACCAAUAGAAAGCAUGCUCAAAAUUCUUAUAACAUCAAUACAUUUCUCACUUGAAAUUAGUACUGGCUAUCGAAAAGAUCCAAUGCCUCAUAUAGAAGAAGAAAAUGCUCAUCAUACAGCAAUGUUAUUUGGUUUUUUUCUUGGUUCAUGGAUUGAAAUACUCGUUCAUUUAAAAGUUCCAUUACCAAAACGUACAACACAAGUCAUGGGUUUUUUAGCAUUUGCUAUUGAAAGUGUCAUGAUGGUAUUUCAUUUACAUGCUCGAAAUGUAAUGGAUGCUCAUAUACAUAAAUUACUUGGUUUAACAAUGAUGUGUUCAAUGAUUAGUGCUUUAGGUGAAUGUUUUAAUCCAAAUAAUUUCUGGUUAAUUAUUACACGAAUUUUUUUUGCAUUAACACAAGGUACAUGGUUUAUUCAAGCGGCUUAUGUUUUAUGGCCACAAACAAAUAAUCCAAUAUUUAUCUGGGAUCCUCAAUCUCAUCGAUCAUUAUCAUUAUUAACAAUGUCAUAUGCAUAUCAUUUAGCUGGUAAUGCUUUUCUAUUGAUUAUUAGUUAUUUAUUAGUUUAUAUGUCAACAUCCUCUCGUCGAAAAUUAAUUCAUUAUGAAAUUGAUGAUGAUGAAAUAAUGUCGGAUUAUAAAUUAAUAUCAAAUAUCAACGAUGAAGACAAUUGUAUUUAG
Molecule: messenger RNA, 870 nt
Organism: Adineta steineri
Lineage: Eukaryota; Metazoa; Rotifera; Eurotatoria; Adinetida; Adinetidae
Source: the annotation of a GenBank genome assembly